Messenger RNA from Girardinichthys multiradiatus, 1929 nucleotides. RefSeq names its product Ras association domain family member 6 (gene rassf6). The transcript is spliced from 12 exons. NCBI's taxonomy places the organism in Eukaryota, Metazoa, Chordata, Actinopteri, Cyprinodontiformes, Goodeidae. The coding region runs from base 167 to 1222 and encodes 351 amino acids. The record is from RefSeq and is a predicted model, not a curated record. Gene Ontology annotation, biological process: signal transduction.
AGCUGCUGUGGUGUUGCUACACAGGCUUACCUCCCGCAACUCGAACUGUUCUUCAGACCUUUGAACGCAAACACAUGAUGCACAAACACACGACUGUAAAUAUGUAGUAGAAAUCCAAAUCAUCGUUAGAAGAUAAGACGAAAGACUGGGCAGUAGCUGAAGAGAGAUGAACACACCUUCUCGGCUCCGGGUGGUCCAAGCAGGGAACGGGAGGACGCUGUCUAGAGCAGAGUUUUUGUCACUUUUGAACACCUACAACUGCUUCCUAAAGGACCAGACUCAGCUGCAUCUCACCUUUUCUCAGGGGCAUAAUGGAGAGGUGACAGUAGAGGGCUUUCUGAACAUCUCCUGGGGAGUACAGGGACCAAUCAGGCUGAAAAUACAGGAUGACAAGCAGAUUAUUCCCUUUGAGCCCCCAGCUUCAGCUGAUCCCACCAGUCCAGUCAGCCCUCUGGGGAGCAAAAGUACUAUAUCACGAUGGGGAGAAUACAAUGAGCUUCACCAGAUAGAUGAGAUGGCAGAGACAGAGGCAGCACAGAAAACAGUCAUCAAAGAUCCUUUACCAGCAGACUGUGGUCCUCCUGUUUAUGAGACUGUCACUCUGCGUCCUAUGAGGCAGAGGACUCCUGAACUGGAGCCAGAAUCCAACCUGGUUCGCUGCAUGAGCGAUGCCUCGCUGGUGAAGAAAAGGAGGGGCAGGGGGAGGUCUGCAGCACAAACAGAGAAAGAAAAACAGCAUCGCUUUUCUAUCAAUGGACACUUCUAUAACUACAAAACAGCUAUAUUCACUCCAACUUUUGAUACUGCAACUAAAGUUCGCAUCUCCAGCAGGAUGACCACAGACCAAGUCAUUGAACAGCUGCUAAACAAGUUCAAGAUAGAAAAUGAUCCCCAGGAGUUUGCGCUGUACUGUGUUCACCAGAGUGGAGAAAAAAGAAAGCUGAGUCACAGAGAUUAUCCACUGUGGGAACGAAUACUGCAGGGUCCCUCUGAUAACAUAAUGAAGAUCUUCUUGAUGGACAUGCAUGAAGAAGAAAUCAGCAAUGAUGUUGCUCAAUAUCUGAACUUGGAGCUCCCCAUUUUGGAUCAGGUUCUGCUUAAACUCAGAGAGGAGGAGGACAGAGAAAUAGAAAGGGUCAUCAACAAGUAUCAACAACAACACAGACGUCUGUCUCGUAUGCUGAACUUUAAGAUGUCCCCUCACAUUGAGACCAGUGUCUAACCACUUCUGAACUCAAGUUACUGAAAGGAAGAAAGAGCAUCUUUGAGGAAUGGUGAACAAUGUAAACAUUUUCAUACAUCACCACAUCUGGUCUAUGACAAACAAUUAGAAAAAAUACAAACUAAAGAAUCACAUACAAUAAAGCACCCAAUUCCAAGCCUACAGAAGCAAUCAAAUGCAUCGCUCUUCUACAUAGGUUGAUGUUAUUUUAUUUAAACUGUGAAUUAUGCAAUUGUAAUUGUUGAUGCCAGUUUUAAUCAGAAGCCUACUGAAUAAAACAAGGGAUGAAUAUAAUCUCUUUGUUGUUACAUCUUUAAGUCACAUGGGGAAAGACAUGUGACAAUGGAUUAUUACUAGUAUAUACAUUACAUACCACUAACUGUAAAUUUAUAAUUAAAUUCAUAAUUAAAUUGAUUAGUAUCUAAAAAAAGGUCUGCAUGGAAUUUGACAAGUUUCAUAUCUCUGUUAUUGUAAUACAUUUUAUUUAAAGCGCCUUUCAAACACUAUUUCACACCGAUAUGAAAUAUAUGAUGCAUUACAUGUAAGCCUAUAAUUUGUUUCAGGGGUCAAACUGUAAAACAAGUUGAAUAAAGUAAAUGCUGAAGUUGCCGAAUUUAGUUAGGUAAAAUGUGAGUUUAAGAUUGUAACAUAUCAAGCUUCACAGAUCUGUGUGUAUUUUAUCAUAAUAAAAACAUCUGUUGAUUUUU